AUCGCACAGGGAGAUUGAAUAAGCUUCCAAUGUUGUCGAACCCCUUCAAGUAUUUUUCCCUCGUGACAUUCUAAGUUUUCGAAACCUCCUUCAGAAAUCAAAAGGAAGAACAACAGAUAUGUUGGACGAUGAAUGGUUUGAUGCAUUAGAAGAUAUAAACGAACAUAAAAACACAAUUUCUGCAGAAGAAAACUUCCAGCAAAAUCCAUGCUCGCAGCCACAAGGACAAGAUGGAUCAUACACAGAAAAUGUUUGCUCCAUGCAAAGCAUACCAGGAAGAAAUAUUUUUGACAUGGGAAAACAAGGCUGUCCAAAGCAAAUUUCAAAUCUGGAGCCGUUACCAAUAAAUCUUCCUAGCGUCUCAAAAAAGGAUCAAUCCCAUCCAGUCAUGAGGCUUAACGAUUUGCCAAAGAGUACUGGUUUCCUUGCGUCGAUGCAGCAGCUAUCUAACUCAGACCAAAAGCAAGAGUCACUUGCUGCCGAAAUUACAGAAGCUCGGCCGUCUGAAACCAUUGAUGGUUUAGGUGAAGCAAAACUUCCAGUGCCAUAUACGGUUCUCGGGGGAAUGAUUCCGCGACAGCAAGUCACAAUCGCUCAAAAACGAGGGACAAAGAUACAGGGUGACAUAGUCAGCAGGUUCAAGCAACAGCAACCAGAACUUCAUGGCCAACAACUGCAAGAAGACAGUUCUUCUUACGGCACCAAUCAGCAAAGGCAACUGAGGAACCCUCAACAGCCUCUCCAGAGUCCGACUUUCCAAACAGGAAACAACCCGCAACCUUCCAUUGGUAUGUUUGAGUUAUGGGAAAAUGAUACGAUGCGUGUGCAUCAUCCAGAAACUUCAGAAGAGAAGCAUAUUCGUGAAUAUUCUUACUUGCAUGAAACCAAUGUGAGUCGGCGAACAAUCCUAGAAAACACCCCAGGACAAUUGCAAGACAACAAUCGUGAAUUACGAGCCAUCAGGCCCUCAAUUGAUGCAAAAUUAUCACAAUUUUCUGGCCACAACAUGGGGAAUGCACGUCAUCCGCCAAUGCUUCAAAACGACGCUACUGAAAAGUCCACGAAUGCGCAAUGCCACUUUCAGGCCUUGCCUGUCAUGCCAAUUAUGCAAAGGUUUCCUGUAAGGUUUCCCGUACAGGGAACCUUUGGAAAUCAUCGACAAACGCAAGGUGUUUCUGGGAGCCCGGAAUGUUUAACACCAUUUCAAAAUCAGCAUCGACUUCCACCCGGUAUCGGUCUCAUAGAAGCUCCUGCAGAAUAUCCUGGAUAUACUACACUGGGUGGAACGUCGAAUAGUGACUUUAGGCAGCAGCAAAUUGGAUUCAUUCCAAGACCACAUAUUCAAAACACACAGGAACCUUGGAACAUUUCAGGGAUGCUGCCUUUUUCUUCUCCGGAAUACCAAAGCCAUAUAGGGCAAUAUGAACAGCAUCGCAUGACCACUCAAGAUCCAAAUCAACAGGAGAUCUAUCAGACGGGACAACUCCAGCAACACAAUGCUUCUAAAGAAUUCUUCCGAGCCGCAGGACAAUACAAUCCACAAUAUGUAUGGCCACAUCAAGUGCAAAAUCAAGAGCAAGUAUACGUCCCUAAACCAGAAACCCUUAUGCAACAAUCCAGAGUCCCGUCUGCACAAAACCUCGCAUCUUAUGAGCGUGUAAUGCGGCAAGAGCAAUUACAACAGCAAUGGCAGCAACAUAUGUAUCAACAGAACCCUCAUGCACAAAUGUAUCAUGAUCAUAGUCCAAGGUUCACACGGGCCCCCAAUCCGUAUCAACAGGCACCGCAGCCACAAGGCCAAAAUAGCACUCCCAGAGGGUUCAUGUCAAAUGAGGUUCCUCAGAAUGUGGACCAUCAACAAUCACGAUGGCAAAACGUUCCCCCAACUGGCCCUUUUACUGCGAGGCAAGAAGGCUACAAUGAAGGACAAACUGUCCAAGAUCAUAACCAGCAGAACAUACCUCAUGACUCUGAGUUGAUCAGGAAUCAAGUGCAGCAGAAUGCAGAAGCAACAUAUGAGACAUGGGCACAAUUGGCAAACUUGGUGCUGAUGAAUGCAGGGGCACCACCACAAGACAUGGAGCAAUUAAAGCAGUUGUUUCAGGAUGCCAUGACGAGGAAAUGUGAUGACAAAGAGGAUUCGCCGGAUGUGAAGCCAAAGUUGACACUGGCAAAAAGAAUGAAGAAGCAAUGCACGGAUGAUGACGGAUUCAUUUACAAGCUCAAGCGGAGAAAAUUGAUGGAAGAUGAAGAGAAUCGCUUGGCAAAGUAUGAGAUUGGCAAGCGACGACCUGACAGUGGAGAGGGGAAAGUACUCCUGCUGGUCGGAGCCACUGGAUCGGGAAAGAGUACUCUUAUCGACGGGAUCGUGAAUUACGCAUACGGAGUGACGUGGGAAGACAAAUUUCGCUUGAAGUUGAUCCUGGAAGAAGGAGAGAAGUGUCAAGCAUAUAGUCAGACCAAGUGGAUCUCUGCAUACGUUCUACAAAAGCAACAUGAGUCUGCUCUUCCGUACACAUUGACUGUCAUCGAUACCCCAGGGUUUGGUGACACUGAAGGAAUCAAGGCGGAUGAAAAUCUGAAGAAUCAGAUCAGGAAAUUCUUCUCUAAUGGAGGUAACAUCGGCGUUGAUCAGCUUGAUGGAAUCUGUUUCGUUGUCCAGGCUUCCCAGGCCAGGCUCACACCCACACAGAAGUACAUCUUUGACUCGAUCCUGUCGGUGUUCGGGAGGGAUGUCGAAGAUAGCAUUUACGUGCUGACCACAUUCUCAGACAACAACCGGCCGCCUGUGCUGGAAACUCUCAACAAGGCCGAAAUUCCAUACAAGACCCACUUUAAGGAGUAUAAGAGCAGUCCACCUCUGCAGCAUGUACCUGAUGAGAUCGAGCCGAAAACAGAAACAGAGAAGGAAUAUUCUCGGUCUUCCCCCCUCUCCCGUCCCACUUCCUGUCUCCGAUCCGACCUGCUUUUUUCCCCUUCCCGUCUUUCAUAUAGUUUAGGAAAGCUGGAACGGCUGAGGCAAGAGCAUGCAGCAUUGAAAAUGCACGAGACAGAGUUGGAAAUGAACAAGAGCUUCAUGAUCAAAGUGAACGUCCAUAAGCUAGUAAAAAAAGACAUGGACUAUGGCGAAUAUGUAACAAAUUGCCUAAGAUGCAGUUUCUCCUGUCACUAUCCCUGCAUGAUACCCCAAGACAACGUGAAGGACAUGUGUUCUGCAAUGGGCGUGGACAUGGAGACCGGUGUUACAACACAUUGUCUGGUCUGCCCCAACCACUGCCCGCCUGAUCAACACGUGAACAAUACCUAUCGUUUUGAAAUAUACGAGGUAGAGGAGACAAGAACAGCUGAAGAUUUGAAGGAGAAAUAUGAAGCUGCGGCGGGGAAGAUGUUAGAUGCUGAAGAGAUAGUAAAAGAGCUCACAAAAGAAUUCAACAGGGAAAGAGCCAAAAUACUUCAACUGACCAAACAAGCUCAUGCAUGCUUGAAGAAACUUGACGAAAUAGCCCUUAAGCCCGAUCCUUUGGGGGUUACUGAUUACCUCGACCUUUUGAUAGAGACUGAAAAAAAAGAAAACCGACCAGGCUACCUUCAAAGAAUAAAAUACUUGGAAAAUACACGAGCUAAGGCAGCUUUGGGUGAGAUGCUCAAGAAAGACUUUGAUCCAUUUGAAGAAUACACGAAGGAGUUUGAGGAAAAGGGUAUCGAUAUCUCCAUGUUUGACCCCGAUUCUGGUAGCGAUGAUAAUGAGGAUGAAUCUUCCCCCGAGUCCGAUGAGAUAAGCAACUGAGGAACCGUGGGACACUGAAUGCAGACACAUUGUUCGAACAUUUUGGAACUGUCGAUUCCAAGGGGGCUCUACAGAAAAGAAAACAGCUGUUGGCUGUAGAGUAUGAAUCCCAGAGUAAAUGAUCCUUUGUUUUUUACCAUUGCCUCUCAUAGACUCAAGGGAUUGUAGUACCAUGCAGAAGGGGUGAAUGAGGACGAUGCGACGAGUACGAAAGCAAGGAAGGUCAGAAUUGUGCAACGCUCCUUACAUGGCAGAGCUUCUCACUGCAUGCGUUCUCGGUCUCACGAUCUAUUUUGAUAAUACUUUCCCGUCAUUCCCAUCUCAUCUGACAUGUGACUACGUGGUAGAUAUUAUUUUUCAAAGUCUGUUAUGUGUUUUGUGCCUUUCAACUGUAACUGUACAUGAUCCCCUAUCGCACCAGUAUGAUACUGAUUGGUGUUCUUCCAAUAGCUGCU
Molecule: messenger RNA, 4242 nt
Organism: Darwinula stevensoni
Lineage: Eukaryota; Metazoa; Arthropoda; Ostracoda; Podocopida; Darwinulidae
Source: the annotation of a GenBank genome assembly